Bicyclus anynana (squinting bush brown) is the source of this 5099-nucleotide messenger RNA. Its product is annotated as lachesin. Bases 205 to 1464 code for a protein of 419 amino acids. The record is from RefSeq and is a predicted model, not a curated record. The transcript is spliced from 11 exons. Gene Ontology annotation, cellular component: neuron projection. Lineage: Eukaryota; Metazoa; Arthropoda; Insecta; Lepidoptera; Nymphalidae.
GUCGCGUGUGACGCACGUGUUCCCAGUUCGCACGAACUCCCGUUGGACGAAAGUUUGCAAACUUUUCGUAAAAUAUUGCAGUUGUAUUGUGAAUUUUGUGCGAUUGUGGUGGAAUUUUUUGGGAUGUGUGUUGUUGUAAGAUGGUAGCCAGCGUGCGUGGUACAAUGCGAAGGGCGCUGCGCUGGUGACUGUCCUGAUGCCACCAUGAGCGGGAGACGCGGGCCCUUCCGGAGUUUCGCCAUCAGCCUCAUACAGAUCAUCACUAUUAUAUGUCAAGUGCUAACAGAGGAGCCGCGGUUCGCGGAGCCUAUCCCCAACGUGACGGUGGCGUUGGGCCGCGACGCCAGCCUGCCUUGCGUCGUGGAACACCUGGGCACAUACAAGGUGGCAUGGAUCCACAUAGACCGGCAGAUGAUCCUCACGAUCCACCGGCACGUCAUCACGCGGCUGGCUCGCUUCAGCGUGUCGCACGACAACGCCAUGACUUGGCUGCUGCACGUCAGCCAAGUGCAGCAAGAGGACCGCGGGUACUACAUGUGCCAAGUCAACACUAACCCGAUGAUCAGCCAAGUCGGAUACCUCCAAGUUGUCGUACCACCCAACAUAUUAGACGAAGAGAGCACGCAGUCGGUAGUGGCAGUGCGGGAGAAUCAGAACACAAGCCUGGUGUGCAAGGCCGAUGGAUUCCCCACACCCAAGAUUAUGUGGCGGAGAGAAGAUGGCCAGCCCAUAUCAGUAGAUAGGAGAAAGAAAGUAACAGUAUACGAAGGCGACACACUGAGUCUGCAGCGCAUCAGUCGCACGGAGAUGGGCGCCUAUCUGUGCAUCGCGACCAACGCGGUGCCGCCCUCCGUGUCCAAGAGGAUCAUAGUGGAUGUUGAAUUCUCACCCAUGAUCUGGGUGCCGAAUCAGCUGGUGGGUGCUCCAGCCGGCACCGACGUGACGGUGGACUGCCACACGGAGGCGCACCCGCGCGCCAUCUCCUACUGGGUGUACGACAACGUCAUGGUGUUGCCCACCAAGAAGUACGCCAUCAACACUGAGGAGAACUCCUAUAGGGCGCAUAUGAAGCUGACCGUGCGGAACCUGCAGGGCGGCGAUUUCGGCAACUACCGGUGUAUCUCUAAAAACUCCCUCGGGGAGACUGAAGGCUCUAUUAGGCUGUAUGAAAUCCCCAUGCCUUCAACGUCGCCAAAAGCCACAGAGAUGAAAAGCAAUGCUAAUAAAGAGACGACGCGUCGCGUGAACGCGAGCCGCGCGACGCAGCGCGACGCGGUGACGGAGCGGCCGAGCGUGGUGCGCGCGCAGCUCGACCGCGCGCCCGACCGCGCGCACGUGUACCGCGCGCCGCACCCGCACCACGCCUCAGGCACAAGAAGUCUUCAAUGCUGGCGGCAGUCUUUCUUAGCCAUCGUAAUUUUAGUUCAAAUCGAUAUUUUAACAGAUUUCGUAAUUUGUUUUUAAAACCUUUAGGAAAUUUAAUAUUUUUUUCUGUUUUCAGAAAAUUUAUAAAAUUUAACAUUAUUGUAUAUUUAAAAAAAAAUAUUGGUUGAAUAAUUGAAAAUUUAUGUUAAUUGAAAAUUUCAAUUGAUUUAUAACUAAAAUAACAUAUCAUACGGAAACAUGUAGCGCCAUAUCCUUCGUUAACAUUGAGAGUGAGAAUUUUAUAUUUAUAUUAAUGAGGUUAAUUAAUUUACAUAACCUUUACCAAACAUACGAGUAGUUUGUAAGCUGAACACAAAUUGAGGAGUCUUAACUUAUACUUCCAAACAUCUUCCACUAUUACUUUUGUUUUAGGACUAUUACUUAUAUUUGUACUUUCCAUGUUGAGUGAACAAAUUACUAAUUUAGAUUUCUAUUUUAUUUAUUAAUUUAAUUAUGUUUAAUCAAUGUUGUUAAAAUAAAAAAGAGUUAAUGGGUUACAUAAACCACAUUUAAUGUUUACAACAAAAAAUGCGAUGAUUAUGCGGCGACUGGGCUCAGGUUUGCUAAUUAGCAUAGUUUUAACGUGCCACUUGCUGUCUGCGCAUAACCUAUCUACCUCUUUUUUCUUCUAUUAUCAUUGUGUAUUACGUAUAUUUUUACAACAUACUACUCAUAUAAACCUCACGCUAAUGCUUCUGGUAAGUGGAGCAACUUUACAACAUAAUCAGUAUCGAUAUUAAAAUCCUAAGCAGGUAUUCAAAUCAUUCGCCAUCGCGACGUACUCUAAAGAUUAAAGUUUCUGCAUACCAGGAGCAUUAUCAUAGUUUUUUGUUUAAUUCGUUUAUAGCAUCUCAUAAUUAAUGUUAGAAAACAAUUAUUUUUGUAAAAUAUUUAGCUGUAAUUAAUAUUACUUUUAUGAUAUGUUUGUUUAACCAAAUUAGUUCAGUUAUUGUUUGGAUUACAAUCAUAAUCAACACUUUGUUCCUUUGUGAAAUCAGCAGAAUUAAUUUUAAUUUCAUCUCCAUUACAGUUAUAUAGUAGUUUGGAAUAGUUUAAAAUGUUAUUGUAAUAUUAUUCAUGAUUCGUGCAAACCUCUCCAUUCCCAUCCUCAAUUUACAUUUUAUACCAGUGUACCGAACCUACUUGCAUUGUGUACCUACUCGUACUACGGAAGGUAGAUUAUAGUCUGAGAGAUGGUGAAUAAUUUGUUCGGAAAUGUUUGUUAUUACAUGUUAAUUUUGUUAUAAGAAAGAAUAUUACCGUUGUCUUUGAGAGAUAGAAUAUUACAAUGAGAUUUUAGAUUGAAAAUUCGUAUGCCUUAAAUUUUCCGCCAGCGGUAUAUAAUUUUGACAGAAACUCACAACAAAUAAUAACCAUAUUAUUAAGGAGACAGUUUGCUCUAUAGAAAAAUAUUAUUUACAGUAAAUAUACACACAUUCACGUCUCGUCUCGUGUAAACACAUAUUCGGCUGUAAAACGAAAGCGUCGAUGCAAAAUUUGAAAAAACCACUAUGACGUGUUUUGCGAAAAUAUAAUAAAAAUCGGAGGCUGAAAAAUUAAAGCGUCCAUGUAAAAUUCGAAAAAACCACGUGUUUUGCGGAAAUAUAAUAAAAAAUGGAUGGUGAUAUGAUAAAGGUGAAGAUUUUCUAUUAAACCAUAAUAUAUUAAUAAAGGCAUUUCGUUUCGUCAGAAAGUAUGAGUAGGUAUUAAAAAUCUACAUAAUUGAACGAAAUUAGUUCAAAAACUGUCAUGUUUAUAUUCAUAUGUUUUUCUAAAUCAUAACUAUAUUUCAUAUCACCUGUUUCUUAAUGAAUAAUGCAAACGAACUAAUGCCGAUGCAUUUUAAUUUCAACAAUAUAUUUAUAUUUACUUAUUGUAUAAAUUAUUUAUUGACCAACUCUCAGAUGAAUUAUUAGAUACAUUUGUAUUGUAUUUAUUGUGUGCCCUGCUUCGCGUAAAAUUGUUAUUCAAAUGUGCCAAAAACUUUUCAAAAUAUUUGUAUAUCUGUCAAUAUAAUAUUUAGUAGUUAAGUUAAUUUCACCGAUUACUUUCGUCUUUGACACGGAGUUACCUAAUUCCUUGGACUAUAUCGAACAUAAUGUUGUUUUUAAAGUGAAAUUGUAAGUAAUUUCAACUUUACGACAAGAGCUCGAAUUCAUAGUAAAUCUGUUACGUCAGUAAGAUUCUUAAUAGGUCCACAAGAACUCCCUUUUAUUUGAUCACAAGCAACCCGUCCAGCUGGUCUAUUCACUAUUUUGGUCUUUAUUAUCAAUCUAAUAAAAAAACAUCAAACCAAUUGACAAAAUGUCGUUUACCUACUGUGUGAUAUCCACCAGUAAGCACCAGUCUUGACACUGAAUACACGAGGCAGUUGUACAACAAAAUUAAAAAAAAAAAUAAUAUGACGCGACGUGUGGCAGCGACAGUGAUUGUACCAUCUUUUUGUGAUAGAGGAAACAACUCGAGCAGAUCCCAGGACUUGUGACCACCUUUGUGUAAGUUUGUGGGGUACCUCUAGAUUGCAUUAAAAUUCACCUCCCCUACCCGACAUGGUCUCCAUGCCUACAUUUAACAAUUUAUGAUCAAUAAUUACAAAAUAAAACAUUGUCAAUAAUUACAACACGAAAUAUUUUUACACAAAAAUAACGCGACUAGCAGCGUGACGUAGUUCACGAUGUCUAAAAAACAACUGAACUCAAGUCAUUAAAUACCCUCGUAUUUAUAAUAAUAUAAAUAAUUAAUAUAAUACCGGAGGACGUUUUUACAUAAAAACUGUUUUUUUAACAAGUAGCAUAAGUCAAAGAUAGUGAAUUAGCCUGCUGGAGAUAUACACGUGUGUGUCGGCGCACAUGUGUCUUACAUCUAAACUAGACUUCUACUACAGGAACUAUAAAUUUUCAUGAUACCAGUCAGUUAUCUCGAGUCCCUGGAUUUAUACUUUAAUUACUUAUUUUUUUUACAUUAUCACUGAAGAAUGUAACACAAAUAUACAACGAGUGCGUUGUAAAAGAAUGAGCUCUUGUCUAAAUCUAAAAUAAUAUUAUAAAGAGGUAAGAUUUGAUUUUUUGUUUGGUUGUUUGUUACGAUCUAACUAAAACCACUUGACCGAUUUUAAAAAUUAUUUUACUAUCAGAAAGCUUCAAUGAUUAUAGCUUGCUAAGUUCGUUGAUGACACUCCCAUGAUAUGUGGGCGACGGGGGAAAGGUCAGCGCGGGUGUGAAGUAGUGCGCGCGGGGCAUCUCUACCCCCCUCCCGGCCCACGCGGACCAUCGGGAGUAUUACGCACGAAUUUCCCAAGCUAUAAGAACAUAGGUUAUAUUUGCCCCGUAUUCCCACGGGAACGGGAACUGCGCGGGUGAAACUGCGGAGCGUCUGCUAUCAGUAAAUAAUACUCUCCAAAUCUGGCUUGCCCUUCACGCUUGUAUACCUGUAAAUAUAAAUUUAAAUUACUGCACAUAAGGUUACAUUUUAACAGUUAUAUAACUUAAAUAUAAAUAAAUUUGUUAAUCUAAAAAAAUAGAUUAUGUACCUAUAAAUGUAUAAAAACAUGAAUAAGAGAUAUUAUCACUAGGUUAAAUCUUAUCUUUACAAAUUAAACAUAAUAUUAUAUUGUACAGAGGAUUGUGCGAUUUUGACGAUGUAAAUAAGAAUAUUAAAUAAAUUAGUAUAAAAUA